This is a messenger RNA of Hypoxylon trugodes, 1092 nucleotides long. Its product is annotated as nucleoside hydrolase. Bases 1 to 1092 code for a protein of 363 amino acids. The transcript is spliced from 2 exons. NCBI's taxonomy places the organism in Eukaryota, Fungi, Ascomycota, Sordariomycetes, Xylariales, Hypoxylaceae. The record is from RefSeq and is a predicted model, not a curated record. Gene Ontology annotation, molecular function: hydrolase activity, hydrolyzing N-glycosyl compounds.
AUGUAUUCCGGCCGACUGAAUCUCAUCCUAUGGGGCUUUCACCUAUCCGUCGCUGUCAGUAGCGCCGUGAGCCAUCGCGGGAAGCCCAUAGUGAUUGACACCGACAUCUUCUCCGAUGUUGAUGAUGUCGGUGCUCUAGCCGUGGCUAACGUGCUGCAUAACUAUGGACUCGCGGACUUGCGCGGAGUUGCUGUCAAUACAAAUUCAUCAUAUGGCGCAUUAACUGUUAGUGCUAUAAAUACGUAUUUUGGAAAUGGGAAUAUUCCGAUCGCGACUAUCCGCCCGUUAACCGACGAUACAUUUUUCGAUACCCAAGGUUUUGUUUUAGGUGAAUACGCUGCUAAGGUAGCUUACAACUGGCCCCGCGCCCUGAAUAUUACUUCCUCGACACCGAGUCCGGUGGAAUUGUAUCGCUCGGUUCUAUCAUCGUCGGAGGAUCAAAGUAUAACAUUGAUCUCGGUAGGCUUUUUAACUAAUCUUGCUGCUCUAUUGGACAGCCCCCCUGAUGAUGUCACGUCUCUUGCGGGCCCGGAUCUCAUAUCCGCCAAGGUCAAAGAGUUGGUCGUAAUGGGUGGACAAUACCCCUCCGGUUGGGAGUUCAAUUUUGGUGGUUCUGACCCCGCGGCGACGUAUCACGUCGUAAAUAAUUGGCCGCGAAACAUACCUAUCACCUAUUCCGGCGCUGAGCUUGGCGGUAACAUCUUUUCAGGCGAAGGGCUAGGAAAUUACGCACCGCCCGAAUCUCCCAUACUCGCGGCCUACCAAUGGUACGUAGGCCGAUGUAGCACCAUUCGCGAAUCCUGGGAUCCAGUCACCACGCUAUACGGCAUACUGGGACUUGAGGGUUCGCCAGAGUUAGGGGUUGGGGGGCUCCUUUCUUACGCAAAUGAAAUUGGUUACAACAAAGCCUUGGCUAACGGCUCGAAUACUUGGGUGAAUGAUUCCGCUGUCUCUAAUCAACAUUGGUUGAAACUCGCGGAUGGGGUGGCAAAUACCAGCGUUGCGUCGGUGUUAACUCGAUUCUUCGCUCACGAUCCUUCGAAUAAGAGUUACCCUCCUCCAGCAUCACGGGACCUGCUAAGAUUCACAUAA